UUUUGGGGUAUGGUGAAAAAAUACCUUUGUGACAAUUGCGACUAUACUUUCGACACACUGAAGGAGAACAUGCCAAAAGCAUUAGCCUCAGUUCCUCUUCAAACAACUUGUAGGUGGGAACACUGGAUGUACCGCUGGAUGGAGGCUUACCGGUCAGGACUGGGUACCAAAGAUGCCCAAAUACAAGUCCGUAAAUUCAGUUCCACAAUGUAUAAAUCACAUAGACACAUUCCAGAUGCUGUUGCGAGCACAUUUGACUAA
Messenger RNA from Suillus plorans, 261 nucleotides. RefSeq lists its product as uncharacterized. The record is from RefSeq and is a predicted model, not a curated record. NCBI's taxonomy places the organism in Eukaryota, Fungi, Basidiomycota, Agaricomycetes, Boletales, Suillaceae. The annotation marks the transcript as partial. The transcript has a single exon.